ACUGCAAUCAUAUAUACAUAUACAUCUGAUGAUAAAAUGCUUUUAUGAGGAACAAGUAGUAUAAAGUACUCAGCUUUUAUACACGUCCAUACAAUUUCUACCACUAUGGACAGAAGACUAGCCUUUUUCCUCCUUGUGUCGACGAUUCUAAUCUUGUCAGGGCCACAACAGGUUGAUUCCACGUGUGAAGCUGGCAAUGCGCGUGGGGGCCUGUACUGCCAAGAGAUUUACUACCGGGACUAUGGAGGAGACAUCUACUCCAUGUGCAAGGACUCUCAGAACCGACUGCAGGAUUGCUGUCUUUUCUGCCAACAAGUAUAACAGACAACAUGAGAUCAACCAAACAUGAUAAAAAGAGAAUUCACCAAAAUUGACUAUGCUUUAGCUGUCAUCUAAUUUCCAUAAAUAUUGAAGCAGCCUUUGUCUUCCUUUUUUAUAUUUAUGACGCAUGUGUUUGUCCAUUUGGUUGUAAAUUUGCAGAUAUUUUCCCUUUUUUCAAUCUCAUAGUAAUUAAUCAAAAACAAAUGUGACAAAAAUGUUAUAAACAUUUCGAUAUCAUGCGGAAAGAAUUAGUCAAAGCACUUUAAACUAUGAGCGCAGCAUCACGGAAACGAUUAUGAUUACUCGAUCUUCCUUAUCGUUUCGUAUUUCCAUACAUUCAAUAGAUUAAUUUGAAAUCAGUUCAUGAUGAAUCUACAUACUGUGGUUAUGUUUCUCUAUCUGGUUUUAUUAACGGUUGGAGUAAGCGGGUUAAAAAACAAAACGUGGCUGAAAUGUGUGGACCACUGGCCUGAAACAUUUAACGAUACGGCCGGUGGUUGUAGCUUUUCCGUAUCGCCAGAGUCCGCUAGUUAUUUCUCCAGUCAAGUUCGGCACAAUAGCUACAAUUUUGUACAUUUGAAUCUACAUUUUCGGAACACCUCUCUUUAUUGGACUCGGUGCGUUGUUGAGGCAGAUAAGUGGGUGUGGACAUUCGAUGGAGUAGAUGGUGCCAUGGUCUACUUGACUUGGCCGGUGGAAUAUAACCUGCUAUCGCUGGGGUUGCUGGAUUCUCACACAUUGCGAGACCAAAGGAUACUAAUCGACUCUCAUGGUGAAUGUGACAUUAUUAUUGGAACACCAUUGAUGACAUUUCAAGUAAUGAAAGCGCUUGCUAAUAUGACUGAAAAACUAAUACGAGAUUCAAAUGACAACGUUAAGUAUGACAGCAGUGUGUGGUGUUACAAGGAAAGAAUCAUUGUUGCACAGGAGAAAUGGUUUAUGUGUCGGUAUAUCCUUUGUCCUUUUGAAGCUUUAGCCUACAGAUGCUGUGGAUGGGAUAAAAAUAAACCUGGAAAUGAGCAUAAAAUUAAGUGCAAAACAACCAAACAACAGCUAAAAUGGUUUUUCCCAUUUAUUCUUGGAUCUCUCGCCUUCGUUUAUUCUCCAAUUUUUGUGUUUGGAAUUGUAGGGUUUUUGCAUAGAAAGUGUUCAUCAAACAAGAGAAAGCUUCUGAAAGUGGGUCGAGGUGUUUCUGUGGAGUAUGGAACUUUUCCAAAUCUGGCAUAUCCUUGUAUAAAUGAGGAAGAGACUCUUACAGGAGACUUUCAUACAGAGGAAGACGUAAUCUUUUACAAUCCAAUGAAAUUAGGGUCUAUCUUUGAAUGCUUUAAACGUAAUACCUGCAGGGUGCCCAAAACGUUUUUCAGAUGUCUGUUCCUACUUGCUUGUUUAUCAGUCCUCGUAAUAAAACUGCUUAUUUAUAAUUACAUGGUUAAGGAGUUUGUGGUUGAGAGCGUAAGACAAACGGUGCCAAUGGGAUUUCUGUCGAUUCUAGCAAAAACCAAGCUACAAAGACAUAAUUAUCUGCCAUGGUUUUACGGUCCAAUACCUGCACUGGUUCUAUUUGUUCUAUCUUCUCUUCUGUUUAUCUGUCUUCCGCAUGAUUUAGCUGCAUUUCUGUCCAACGGAUUGCUUGAAGAGAACAAAGGAAUAUCCAUCUCUCCACUCACAAGUGACAUUAACAUUAAAACUAAGUACGGAUCGUUGCCCUCUGUGUAUCAUGUAAAUGGUUACAAGAAAAUGAAAUUGAUAAUGACGUCACAAAUAUUGAUGCUCUUGAACAUGAAAUUUUGGAAAUACUGCUUGCUUAUUUAUAGAGCCAGGUGGAAUUCUUUUCUCAAUAGAAAAUACGGAAUAUCUUAUGCAUUGUGUUAUCUGAUUUUCCCUAUCUAUUUUAUAGUAUGUUUAGUUGAAAUGCUGCUUUGUUUACUCUAUUUUGGAUGUCCAGUCCUUUUUUUCUUUUUCACUGGUAUUAGGACUUACUGUGGAUCUGUUUUAGCAAUCUGUUCUCAACGAUUUCCAGUGUUCAACAUCUUUAAACUUGUUCUUACCGUCAUUGUGUUCGUAUUCUUACUGGUUCUCCUUUACUUGUUCAGUAUCAUUUUCAUUGAUAGUUUCAUUUUUAUCUCUCAGGUUCUAACAUACACUUACACAGGACUUUUCGCGAAUCCGGAUUUUUCGUACGGAUACAUCAUCUUAGCCAUUACUGUAGCCAUGUACAUUUUUGAGAGCAUCAACUCAAUACAUUCAACAUAUGAUGACCUUUUUAUCGAUGUUAAAAAUGUCUGUGUAAAACUUGAAGAGGAAAAGAAAUACCCGGAAAUGCAGUUAACUUACUCACUUGAUGAGUUCAUUGGCAUUUCCAGAAAGCUGUUUUACUACGUCAUUCAAACUACAAGACCAUUCAGAAAAGAAAUCUUUGUUUCCCUUUUGAAGAUAGGUCUGAUCGCUUCGGUCCUGUAUGUCUCCGUGGUUCUGUUGUCAGAUUUCCAAGAUUUCAGACGUAUGUCGGACCUCAUGCAAACCGCUGUGACUAUAUUCCUGUGCCUACUUCCUAAGAUCAUCAAGAGCGUGUGUCAAGUCAAUGAAACUAAAUGGAUGAUGCACAGGUCUUUGGAACUGAAGAAUGCCGUGCACUAUUACUGCAGAAGAGAAAUGAAAAAGAAACGAGAGAGCAAACUGUAAAAUUUGAAAUUGGUGAUAACAGAAUAUACUAGUAUACUUGCAGUUUUGAAAAUAAAAUGUUCAAAGCUAUAUCUAAGUAUAUUAUUUGAAGAAAAAACUGCAAAUUAUCUUACUAGUUUCCUAUUUCCUGUGUAUGACAUGUGUUUUCUGAUAGGGCUUUCCUUUUACACAUCUGUCAAUACAUUAUUGACAUAAUAUGGACUACAUUGUACAUAGGCACUUUAUAUUUAAUUGUUUAAACUAUUUAUCGAUGUAUAAAGAAAAAUUAAUAAAUUAAUAUU
This is a messenger RNA of Magallana angulata, 3287 nucleotides long. RefSeq lists its product as uncharacterized. The record is from RefSeq and is a predicted model, not a curated record. The transcript is spliced from 3 exons. The coding region runs from base 685 to 3006 and encodes 773 amino acids. NCBI's taxonomy places the organism in Eukaryota, Metazoa, Mollusca, Bivalvia, Ostreida, Ostreidae.